AUGGUUACUACGGAUGGAAAUACACUUUUCACCAGCGUCCCCCUACUGGAGACCAUUGCGAUUAGUCGUCAAACUAUGGAAGGAAAGAACAUUCACGUUGGACUACCAGCGGAGGAGCUGGAAAGGCUUUUGUUGCCAUGUGCCCAUACCGUGAAGUUCUCCUUCCUAGAUGAACGAUAUCAACAGCUAGACGGAGUCGCUAUGGGAAGUCAUCUGGAGCCCAUUCUUGCGGACAUUUUCGUCGGAUAUCUGGAACAUCAAUUGAGAGACGAAAUCAAAAAGCUGGACCUAUACUGCCGGUAUGUUGAUAAUGUAUUUAUCAUUUAUGAUGCAAAAGAAAGACAGGGAGAGAUUAUUUGA
Messenger RNA from Echinostoma caproni, 360 nucleotides. Lineage: Eukaryota; Metazoa; Platyhelminthes; Trematoda; Plagiorchiida; Echinostomatidae. The record is from the annotation of a GenBank genome assembly.